AUGCAAGCAGCUUACCAUCUGAUAAAGAAUAGAACAGUACGUGCCAUCUUGGGGCCCCAAAAGUCAGAGCAAGCAAGGUUUGUAGUGGAACUUGGUGAGAAAUACCAAGUACCUGUUAUUUGGUUUCCCAUAACUGGUCCAUCUCUUUUGCCCCCACCAUCCCCAUCGUCCAUCUACUCCCAUCAAGGCCUUGACUGCUUUCAGUUCCAAGCUAUCGCUGAGGUUAUUGAAGCUCUUGGGUGGCAAUCAAUCAUCCCUAUUUAUGAAGACAUUGAAUAUGGCAGUCACCUUGUUCCAUGCCUCUCCAAUGUCUUGAAAGAUACGGGCAUACGAAUGGCUAACGUAACUGCCGUUGAUUCAGAUUCAUCAUGUGGUGAAAUUAACGACACUCUCCUCCAGUUAAAGGACAUGCGCACACAUGUAUUUCUUGUCCAUAUGAGCAUGGAUCUCGGAGCAAGAUUUGUUUUUUCUGCAGAAGAGCAAAACAUGAUGGGUGAAGGAUAUGCUUGGAUACUUACCCAAGAGCUAUCUUCUUUGACAGAUCCUCGAGUUAAUACUACCAGAAGAUUGUAUUAUAACCAGACGACAUAUAGGAAUAUUACUGUUUCUGUUGCUUUGAAAAGAUACAUGCAAGGUGCCUUGGGAGUGAGGCCAAUGGAUUUGAUCUCCAAAAAGACAACUAUUCGUUGGGAGAAAGAGAAGAAUUUCACUAAUAGGUUCAGGACUACCCUAACUAUCUAUGGAUGGUGGGCUUACCACACAAUUGAAGUAUUGGCUAAGGUGGUAAAGAAGCAAGGCACAGACAAUGGCAUAAAACUUCGCAGUAAAGAUAUUCAGGAGGCUGCUGAUUUCAAAAGUCAGUCAGGGGUAAAUUUUAAUUUAAGUGAUGGGCGACUAUAUCAAUCGGAGCUUGAAGUAUACAAUGUGAUAGGAGACAGAGAAAGGAUAAUCGGAUGCUGGAGCCCUAAAACUAGACUUGUUCAAAAUUGUAGUAAAGGUAGCAGCACAUCUGAUGGUGAAUACCCACUAAAGCAUCCACUAUGGCCAGGCGACACAUUGGAUAAACCACCCAAGUUGAGAAUUGGAGUCCCUAAAACAAAUUCUUUUCCUGAAUUUGUGAAUGCAUAUAAUUUAAGUAAGCUCCAGAUUGAUAGUGGUGGCUUUGCUGUUAAUGUGUUCUUAAAAGCAGUCCAGGUUUUGCCAUUUCUGUUAAAUAAUUAUGAGUUUGUUCGCUUGGAUGAUACUGGCAUGACCUUUGAUGAUCUUCUCUGCGACCAAUUGCUGAAAGUGAAGGCAGGUUUUCAUUCUUUUCCUCUUUGA
Neltuma alba is the source of this 1320-nucleotide messenger RNA. RefSeq names its product glutamate receptor 2.1-like. The record is from RefSeq and is a predicted model, not a curated record. The coding region runs from base 1 to 1320 and encodes 439 amino acids. The transcript has a single exon. NCBI's taxonomy places the organism in Eukaryota, Viridiplantae, Streptophyta, Magnoliopsida, Fabales, Fabaceae.